AUGGAGCGGAGCUUGUUGUCUUCUAGGCUCCUCCGAAUCAGUCCAAAACUGACUCUUUUAUCAGGAACCUCACAACGAGUUCGAGCAUUUGACGAAUUAUCUAGCAGAAUUGACUCUUGGCGAGUACAGCUUUCUGAAGUUUCUGCCAUCAGCAGUGGCUGCAUCUGUGGUGUUCUUAGCCAAAUGGAUUCUGAAUCAACCAAAUCACCCAUGGAAUCCAAGUCUAGAACAGUAUACAAAUUACAGUGUCUCCCAGCUAAAAGCUCCAGUACUUGCCUUAGAACAUCUAAGAUUGAACUCCUCAACUUGCCCUUUCAACGCCAUCUUUCACAAGUACAGACAACACAAGUUUGGAAGCGUGGCGACUUUAACCCCCACAAUACCAGUUCUCUCAGCUUUCCAAAACCAGACAGAUUCCUAAAUCCAGGGGUAUUUCAGACCUUUCCCAAACUAGACACACCUUCAAACCAACCGUGAUGAAAAAAAAAAAUAAAAAAAAAGAUGAGAACAGGUAAAUUAAAUAAUUGUGUCUUUUUUGUUUGGCUUAUGUGGGUAUUAUCAGGUAGUGGUGGUUUGUAAUUAAAGGAAAUGGGUAGUUUAUAACGGGAAACUCAGGCUUAAAUUGGUUGUUUGUUUGUUUGUUUGUUUGUUUGGGGGACACAACACACAGUAAACUGAGUGAUGGACAACCAAACAUCAUAUGAUUAAUUAUUAUUAUUAUUAUUAAAAGACAAUGAAUUUACUCCCUCCA
Molecule: messenger RNA, 751 nt
Organism: Cucurbita pepo subsp. pepo (vegetable marrow)
Lineage: Eukaryota; Viridiplantae; Streptophyta; Magnoliopsida; Cucurbitales; Cucurbitaceae
Source: RefSeq, a predicted model, not a curated record